GUGACAGAGUAAGACCUCUUCCUCUGUGCAACCUCCUUAGCAGGAGGUGCUCUCCAUUUCAUUUGUUCAUUAAUCGAUGCGUGGACUUUGUAUGCACUUUAUAAUAGAGUACCCAACGGCGGGAGGUGUACGUUAGGAAUAUUGUGUCUCUAUUUGAGUCGAAGAACACCAGCAGCAGACUUGAGUUUAUCCUUCUCAGACUCAAUAGGUGAGGUGCACGUUGGUGAACGCUGAUAAAAUCCUGUUAAAAUCAGCAAAUUAUUUGCUCUCCUCGGGGUUCAGAAUGAGGAAGAAGCUGCUGGUGGAUGCAGAUUGUGGCGUGGAUGACGCCCAGGGCAUCAUGUUGGUCCUGGCAGCCCCAAACGUGGACCUGCUGGGGGUGACCUGCGUGCAUGGAAACACCACUCUGGAGAACGUGUGCAGGAACACGCUGCGUGUCCUGCAAGCCUGCAAUAGACUCGACAUUCCGGUGUUUAAAGGUGCUGCUAAGCCCCUCCUCGGCAACACGAUGAACGCGGGAGACUUUCACGGCCAGGACGGGCUGGGAGACGCCCCCGACCCAAACGCUCCAAGUCUGGACCUGGUGCAGCAGGAAGAUGCCGUGUCGGCUAUGAUCAGAAUAGUCAAAGAGAACCCAGGAGAGGUAUCUCUGGUUGCCACGGCGCCCCUCACCAACCUGGCUUUGGCUGUGAGGAUGGAUCCGUCUCUGCCGAGCAAGCUGCGAGGGCUCUACAUCAUGGGGGGCAACACGGAAUCUCGAGGAAACACCACCGUGUGCGGCGAGUUCAACUUUGCAGCGGAUCCAGAGGCAGCGUACAUUGUGCUGAGUGACUACCAGUGCCCGACCUACUUGGCAUGCUGGGAGUUUACUUGCUACAGCAAACUCUCCUGGGAGUUCUGCGACGCCUGGUUGGCACAGGACACGCACAAAGCUCGCUUCAUGACGCGCAUCUUCCGCCACAGCAUCGAGGCGUCACACAGCGAGCGCUUCCAGAAGGAGUUUGUGGCCGGCACCGGCUUCAUCUCCUGCGACUCGUACGCCAUGGCGGCAGCCGUGGACGACUCGUUCGUCACCGAGAGCGACCAUUACGCGGUUAGCGUGGAGCUAGCGGGCACGCACACAAGAGGCAUGAUGGUGGUGGAUACGACAGGCUUGCUAAAGAAGACUCACAAGGCCUUCAUCAUAAAGAAGGUGGAUAUGGAGAAGUUUGAGGAGAUGAUGAUGGCGGCGUUGAAAUAGAGCGCUGAUUCCCAAGAGAUGCUACAUGUUUUCUUCUUCUAAUUGUUCUUAAUUCUCUCCGCCAAGGAGGUUAUGUUUUCCCCUGCAUUUAUCUGUUUGUUUGUGUUCAAAAUAACUUGAAAAGUCCUGAAUGGAUUUGGAUGAAAUUUUCAGGAAUUGUCGGAAAUGGGAUAUGGAAGAACUGAUUUUGGGGGCGAUCCGGAUCACCAUCUGGAUCCAGGGAUUUUUUUUUAAAAGAUCCUUUAACAUUGUGAGAUGGGCCCAUUUUUGCCAUUUGUGCAUAUAACUCCACAAAAACUGCUCAGAGAACUUGGACACUCGGGUUGAAAAGCAAACAAGAAAAACGCUGCAAACUGAAAAAAAAACCCAAACGCACACAAAAAAGGAAAAAGAUAAAUUCUAAAUCAAAAACGAACCUCCAAAUUAGACUAGGCUUAAGUGCGUGAGUACUGUACAAAAUAGCCGUCGGCCCUUGGCUAACGUGCAUACACCAAAAGGUCAAUUUGUCUUACUGAGACAGAACACUCACGAGAUGAAAUUGAGAGAGACUCUUGGACGUACAUAACGAGGCGCAACAAGGUAUAACAGGGCAUACGCAGCAGUGGCUCUCUUUACUGCGUUCCGCCACGGCUCCAACAGGGCAGAAGACGCGAUCAGCACCUCUCCAUUGUCAGUGACACGCCACUAACGAACAAUGGACCCGCAUAGUUUUGAAACAAACUACGGUAAUUAGCGGAGCUGUGCACUGUGGCUGCCAGUGAUGCAUUCAUGGGAAUGCCGACUGUAGGACUUUUGCCCUUUCAAUUGAAACAGUGAACUAAACCACCCCACUACACACUAUAUUGAAUGUAAAUUGAUACAUACCACGCACUAAGACCAAGCGGAAAACGGCCGCUCAACGGUGGCUCUUUCCGUUCGGCAUCUAUCUUAACCUGUGAUUGGCCGUGCUCGCUGUCACUCCAUGAGCGCUUGGACGUGCUCCAUGGUGUUUUGCUAGUUGGCCAGGAGUUGGCGUUCAUCUCACUCUGUAAGAUGUGUUGUCCGUUUGUUCUGCCUGAGUCACGUAAACUGAACAAAUGUUAAUAUCAGACGUUUUAUUUACAUUAAUAUUUGAAUCUGUGUGCAUCCGUGUGUUUGGUUGGGAAAACCGAGCUACCGCUGUAAAUGGUUCAGAACGCUUUCUUAUGACUGUCUGUGAACUUUACUUGACAUAAGACAUAGCAAACAUGGAGUGUCUGUUAUCGCUAAAUCUACUUAUCUAAAGUAUUGAAAAACAAGAAUACUAUAAUGAUUCAACGAUGAGUACUUAAGUGAUGCGUUCAUCAAAGGAUGCAACAUUGGACAUCUCCAAGUCACAUGUUGCAAUAUGAUGUGUUUUGAGCAUGUACAUAUGCUAUUUUUACACUUUGUAAACAUUUCUACCUGUAUUGGCAUCCCCCCCAAUCACGUCACCUGCAGGGUUCAAGUGUUUAAAGUGUCAAAUGUGCUCCGAUUUCAGUGCCUACAGUCAAAUUUGCAUCAUGAAAGACAUUGACGUAACAAUUUAAACAAUAUCCAUGCUUAACAUAUUUUUUCUCAGUGUUUAUGGUCCUUGAUAGUUACAAUAAUAAAAGAAAAUCAGAUGGUUAUAUUAUUGUCUUCCAUACGUCAAAGUUCUGAUUGCAUGCAGACUUUUUUUUGCGCAUAAUCUUGUUCAGAACUCUUCCACAUUAUUCCUAUGCUUUUAAUGCCCAGAUUUGUGAUCUCCUGUGGACAUAGGAUAUGCCUUUAUUAGACCCACAGCUAUUUACAGCUAUGUACAUGAUCUCAGCAGAGGCCCAGCAUAAAUGGUUUCACUCAAAUUUAUGUAUUCACAACUCCAGAAUAUUCAGUCGAGGGAUAUUGUGUAGUAUAGCGGUGUUAUUAAGGAGUUGCGUGUUUGUAUGUACAUCAAUGGGGCGAGUUGGCACAGUAUAUGCGCGCGGAUUGUACUGGCCCAGUCUGGACCAAAAAGUCCAGGACCAAAUUUUUGUCCCAGUCCAUCCCCGUUUAUAGUAAGAGAGUGAUCAUGUCGACUUGUAACUUGCAUGCUGAAAAAGUGCAUGCACCCCUGAUAUACAUGUACAACAUACAUAAAUCUGUAAAUAUAGUAAAUAUACACUCAUGAUCAAAAUCUUAAGACCAGUUGAAAAAUUGCUCGAAUUUGCAUUUUGCACAUUUGGAUCUUAAUGAGGUUUUAAGUAGAGCUACAAUAUGCAAAAGCAAGAAGGGGGAGUGAGACAAAAACAUUUGGAACUUAUCAUUUAAACAAAACAAAAACUGAAAUAGGUUGUUUAUCACCUGAUCAAAAGUUUAAGACCACAGGCUAUAGAAGCCAAAAUCUGCUGAAAAUGUUCAUUUUCUGUCAGGCAUUCACACGGUCAUGCCCUCCUGAUGGUAAAGCUAAGAAGCUUUCUCUUUUUCAACGUGGCGGGAUUGUUGAGCUGCAUAAGCAGUCUUGGCUGUAUUGUUGUUUAUUCACCAAAAAUGCCGGGUUGUUGUGCAUUUGGAUGCACAAAUAGACACGACAAGGGUUUCAAGCUGUACAGAUUCCCUUCAGAUAUCAACAGACGGACAAUUUGGGAGAAUAAAAUGAACCGUUUGGGCUGGAAGCCGAACUCGUCUUCAAAGCUGUGCGAGGUAGGUCAAUUGAGAGUGUUCGGUCUCAUGUGUUGUAUUUGGUGUUGUGAAUUUCUGUUAAAUGUGAAUGGUCCUUGUGUGAAUCACCUCUGGUUGCAAAUAAAGUAAUCCAUUAUCUCGAGCAAAUUUACCAUGGCAACGCUUUGUCCGACAAACAAAAAAACAUGUCUUGCACAUCUUCAUGUCAAUGUCCUCAUUUACCCUAAGUUUCAUUUAAAAUGCUUCAAAACUGUAGAAGGAAUUCGCAAUGUUAGAUGUGAAGUGCAAUAAUGAUAAAAAAAAAUCGUAUUAUACUGUUUAUAA
This is a messenger RNA of Dunckerocampus dactyliophorus (ringed pipefish), 4201 nucleotides long. RefSeq lists its product as uncharacterized. Gene Ontology annotation, molecular function: hydrolase activity, hydrolyzing N-glycosyl compounds. NCBI's taxonomy places the organism in Eukaryota, Metazoa, Chordata, Actinopteri, Syngnathiformes, Syngnathidae. The record is from RefSeq and is a predicted model, not a curated record. The transcript is spliced from 5 exons. Bases 284 to 1240 code for a protein of 318 amino acids.